UGCAAACAACAUUGUUAAAUCUCAUUUUAAAGCACUACAAACGCUACUUGAAUUUUUAAAUGAAUAUUUUGUUACGAUAACUUAAUAAUCUUGUGGAACAUGAAAAAUUUUAGUGUCUCAUUUCAAGUAAUAAUGGGUCGAUGAUAUGUGAAUGGUUAAAAGAUAUUUACUAGAUUGUGCGGUCUUUUAAAGAGUCAAGUAUAUUUACGAUUAAUUCAUGAAUUGUUGAAUAUUCAAGAAUAAAAAAUUGAAAAAUUUAAAUAGUUUUAAAUUAUUGAUAGCGUGAGUAAAACUAGGUGUAUGAUGUUUUUCAAGGAAUAAUUAAGAUUUAAAUAUUGCUUAGAGGUUGAAGAAAUAUAUUCUUUAGCUAAGUUUAAUUGUAUUCGAUCAAUCUAAAAGAUUAAAUGAAAGAAGAAAAAAGCGUCAUAUGAAACACGUUACUCUAUAUUUUUGAUUUGUCGAUUGUAUUAUGAUUAUUGGGACAUCUUGUAUAAGCUCCGCUCAGCUGCGUUGAACCUCUCGGCGUUUCAUCAAAUUUGGGAAUGCGAAGAAUGAAAUAUCAUGGUUUAUGACUGAAAACAUUUUUUUUGUGAUUACUCGGGUAUUGUAUGUAAAUAUCCCAGUGGACGUUUGUUCAACGUUCCUUUUCUGUUAAAAUUUCCGUUUACAAAGAUAUGGUAUUACGUAGUUUAAACGCGUGAAUCUAACCUGAUACAGUACUGGAAAACAUCUCUUGUGUCUGUCAGUACAAUGUUGCGAACGUACAAGUGGGGAUUAAACUGCCAAUUUAAACAGCUUGCUCGUAAUUUUGGAAUAUUAAAGCAUCAACCAGCUCUUGGAUUUGAACAUCAUGUUGCUAAACUGCCGAUAAUACAACAUGUUAGAUGUAAAUCUAACACUCCAAUGAAUACCAUUAUACUAUUUGUUCCACAACAAGAGGCAUGGGUUGUCGAAAGAAUGGGAAAGUUUCAUAGGAUUCUAAACCCAGGCUUAAAUAUUCUUACACCAAUAAUUGAUAGAAUUAAAUAUGUUCAGUGUCUCAAAGAAAUAGCUAUAGAAAUACCUCAACAAAGUGCUGUUACUUCAGAUAAUGUAACGUUAAAUAUUGAUGGUGUAUUAUACUUAAGAGUAGUUAAUCCAUUUCUAGCUUCAUAUGGUGUUGAUGAUCCUGAGUUUGCCGUAGUUCAAAUAGCUCAAACUACAAUGAGAUCUGAGCUAGGAAAAAUACCUUUGGAUAAUGUGUUCAGAGAAAGAGAAGGGCUCAAUGUUUGUAUCGUUGAGAGUAUAAAUAAAGCAAGUGAAGCUUGGGGAAUAGCUUGUUUAAGAUAUGAAAUACGCGACAUAAGACUACCUCAGAGAGUACAAGAAGCAAUGCAAAUGCAAGUGGAAGCAGAACGCAAGAAGAGAGCCGCAGUUUUAGAAUCAGAAGGAACUAGAGAAGCAGAAAUAAAUAUAGCAGAAGGAAAACGUUUAGCGCAGAUUCUAGCAUCUGAGGCUACAAAACAGGAAGAAAUAAAUAAGGCAACUGGUACUGCACAGGCUUUAGUAGCCAUUGCGGAAGCACGUGCAAAGAGUUUAAAACUUGUGGCAAAUGCUCUCAAUAUGACAGAUGCAAAAAAUGCAGCGGCAUAUAGUAUAGCAGAACAGUAUGUCAAAGCAUUCAACAAAUUGGCAAAAGUCAACAAUACUUUGAUCUUGCCCAGUAAUGUUUCUGAUGUGUCUUCCUUAGUAACACAAGCAAUGACGAUUUAUAAACAAGUUAUGUCUCAGCCUACUUUAGAUAAUCCUGAUGCAAAAGAGAACAAAGAUGCUCUCAGUGUUGAUGACUUAGACGAGUCUUUUGAAUAUUUCAGUGAUAAAGAAGAAGCAGAGAAGCACAGAAGCAGCAAAAGAAAGCAAAAUCCUAAAGUAUUGUAAAAUAUUUAUACAUAAUAUAAAUAUAUUUUGAUUUUUAUUAUCUA
Molecule: messenger RNA, 1961 nt
Organism: Bombus pyrosoma
Lineage: Eukaryota; Metazoa; Arthropoda; Insecta; Hymenoptera; Apidae
Gene: Stoml2
Product: stomatin-like protein 2, mitochondrial
Exons: 8
Coding region: 751-1917 (388 amino acids)
Cellular component (GO): membrane
Source: RefSeq, a predicted model, not a curated record